Messenger RNA from Ananas comosus (pineapple), 3758 nucleotides. RefSeq lists its product as uncharacterized. The record is from RefSeq and is a predicted model, not a curated record. Bases 109 to 3384 code for a protein of 1091 amino acids. Gene Ontology annotation, molecular function: ATP hydrolysis activity; ATP binding; protein binding. The transcript is spliced from 28 exons. NCBI's taxonomy places the organism in Eukaryota, Viridiplantae, Streptophyta, Magnoliopsida, Poales, Bromeliaceae. Gene Ontology annotation, cellular component: mitochondrial outer membrane.
UCUCUCUCUCUCUCUCUCUCUCUCUCGCUUUUCUCUCUCUCCGCCGAUCCGAAGUAUCUCGCUCUAGAGGAGGAGGAAGAGGAGGAGGAGAGAGAGAGAGGCGCCGAGAUGGUGGAGACGCGGCGGAGCUCGGCGGCGAAGCGCCUCCCCGCCUCCCCGGCGGUCUCUUCGUCCUCCUCGCGCGGGGCCAAGCGCCCUAAGAUGGAGGCGGAGUCGGCGUCGCCGAGGAAGGAUUCGGCGAAUUCGAAAGAGGCGGCGGCGGCUAUGGCGACGGCUUCUCAAGAGCCUCAGGAGCUAUCCAGCGCGCCGCCGAAUCCUGCUGCUGCGGCGCCAGCGGAGAGAUUGGAGGUGCCUACCCCUGAAAGCGCCGAUCUUGGGGUCUCUUCUCCAGCGUGUCAAUCGGUAGAGAAGGAGCCACUGGCGAAGAAGAAUCUUGAUCCCGUGGAAUGUUCAAGAAAGCGGGUGCGAAGAGGGCAGCCGAAGGCUGCGGCAUGGGGCAAGCUUCUUUCGCAAUCCUCUCAGAAUCCUCAUCUUGCUAUCUGCGGCUCUCCUUUUACUGUUGGCCAUAGCCGAAAAUGCAAUUUGCGAUUGAGCGAUUCAUCUGCCGGCACAACUGUUUGUAGACUAAGUCAAUCCAAGCAUGGUGGUACAUCCGUCACCUUACUUGAAAACUUAGGGGCCAAAGGAGUUGUACUUGUAAAUGGGAAAACCAUCGAGAAGAAUGCCAAUGUUGUCCUGACCGGAGGAGAUGAAGUUGUUUUUAGUUCAAAUGGGCAUCAUGCUUAUAUAUUUCAGCAAGUCACUGAGGAGAAAUCAAGUACAGCUGCUUUUUCUUCCUCGUAUGGCAUUCCAGAAGUGCAGCUUGCUACUCCAAAAGGUGUACAGCUAGACUGCAGAUCAAGGGACCGUUCAGCUGCUGGUGCUGCUGCAAGGCUGGUGUCCUUCAGAAAAGAUCACUUGGGUCUUCCUCUUCCGGCACCUAAUGGAUCUUCAACUGUUUCAGAGAUGGUAGGCAGUGCUUGUCAAAUUUCAGAAGAUUGUAGGGAAGUUCUUGAUGAUGCUGACUGCCCAGAAACUUCUCCGUCUAGUAGAUAUCAAGCCAUAAAGGAUGGUCUGAAACAUGCUAUUAUUGAUGCCAGCGAUAUCCAAGUUUCAUUUGAAUCUUUUCCCUAUUACCUGAGUGAGACUACAAAAAGCGUGCUUACCUCAAGUGCAUUUGUUCACCUAAAGUGCAAGGAAAUUUGCAAGUAUGCAGGAGGUAUUUCAUCUUUGAGCCAGCGUGUGUUGUUAUCUGGUCCUGCAGGUUCUGAAAUUUACCAAGAAACUUUGGUGAAGGCACUUGCACAACACUUUGGUGCUAGAUUGCUUAUAGUGGAUUCUCUGCUGCUACCUGGUGGACUAUCUUCCAAGGAGUUGGAACCCUAUAAAGAAGGUGAUAGGGUAAGAUAUGUUGGUUUGCAACAUUCAGCAGGAACUUCUUUGAAGGUUCGAAGAGGUCCAAAUUAUGGUUAUCGGGGAAAAGUGCUUCUUGCUUUUGAAGAUAAUGGGUCCUCAAAGAUUGGAGUUAGAUUUGAUAAAAAGAUUCCUGAAGGCAAUGAUCUUGGAGGCCUUUGUGAAAAAGAGCAUGGUUUCUUUUGUACCGCUGAUUCUCUUUGCCUCGAUAGUCCUGGCUGGGAAGAGACUGAGAAGCUUCCCUUUAAUGAAUUACUCGAGUUUGUCUUUGAAGGGAGUAAACAUGGCCCGUUGAUACUAUUUCUGAAGGAUAUAGAAAAGUCAGUAGCUGGAAGCACCGAUUCAUAUCAAACUAUAAAGGGUAAGCUUGAGCUUGCCCCAGCAGGUGUUUUUAUAAUUGGUUCUCAUACCCAGGUGGACAGCCGCAAGGAGAAGUCACACUCUGGUAGCCUUUUCCUUACAAAAUUUCCUUGCAACCAAGCUCUACUUGACUUUGCUUUCCAGGAUAACUUCAGUAAGGCGCAUGAAAGAAGUAAAGAAACUUCCAAGACAAUGAAGCAACUAUCGAAACUUUUUCCUAAUAAGGUUAUGAUCCAAGUACCACAGGAUGAAGCCCAAGCUUCGGAAUGGAAACAACUAUUGGAUCGUGAUGUUGAAACUCUCAAAGCAAAGUCGAACAUUCUGACUAUUCGCUCUUUUCUGAACCGCAUUGGUGUGGAGUGUGGUGAUCUUGAGACAGUAUCCAUCAAAGAUCAGGUCCUUACAAAUGAAAGUGUGGAUAAGAUUAUUGGUUUUGCCAUUGGUCAUCAUCUUAUGAACAGUAUGAUUCAAGCUGCCGCAGGGGAUAAUAUGCUUGUCCUUUCUAGUGAAAGCAUCAAGUAUGGCCUGGAUAUGCUACAAAGCAUUCAAAGUGAUCCUAAGAGUACAAAGAAAUCGCUCAAGGAUGUGGUAACUGAGAAUGAAUUUGAGAAGCGACUUCUCAACGAUGUUAUCCCCCCAAACGAGAUUGGGGUCAAUUUUGAUGAUAUUGGAGCUUUGGAGAAUGUGAAGGAAACAUUAAAGGAGUUGGUGAUGCUUCCCUUGCAAAGGCCCGAAUUGUUCUGUAAAGGACAAUUGACAAAGCCGUGUAAAGGAAUAUUGCUUUUUGGUCCUCCUGGUACGGGAAAGACAAUGCUUGCUAAAGCUGUCGCAACAGAGGCAGGUGCAAAUUUUAUCAACAUAUCAAUGUCAAGCAUUACCUCGAAGUGGUUUGGUGAAGGAGAAAAAUAUGUGAAAGCUGUAUUUUCAUUAGCAAGUAAAAUUGCUCCUAGUGUUGUUUUUGUGGAUGAGGUUGACAGUAUGUUGGGGAGGCGUGAGAAUCCAGGAGAACAUGAAGCCAUGCGCAAGAUGAAGAAUGAAUUUAUGGUGAACUGGGAUGGGCUACGAACAAAAGAUAAAGAGCGUGUGUUAGUACUUGCUGCUACUAAUAGACCGUUCGAUCUUGACGAGGCUGUCAUCAGGAGGCUUCCUCGGAGGUUGAUGGUGAAUUUGCCUGAUGCAUCAAAUAGAGAGAAGAUUCUUAGAGUAAUACUAGCCAAAGAAGAUUUAGCAGAUAGUGUAGACAUGGAAGCAUUAGCUAAUAUGACAGACGGAUAUUCUGGAAGUGAUCUAAAGAAUCUUUGCGUUACCGCCGCGCAUUGUCCCAUAAGAGAAAUUCUAGAGAAGGAAAAGAAGGAGAGAAAUGUAGCAGAAGCAGAGAAUAGACCACUACCUCCCUUGCGAAGUAGUGAGGACAUCCGUCCCCUGAAGAUGGAUGAUUUCAAAUAUGCACAUGAGCAGGUAUGCGCAAGUGUAUCGUCCGAUUCCACAAAUAUGGGUGAGCUUCUUCAGUGGAACGACCUCUACGGAGAAGGCGGUUCGAGGAAGAAAAAAGCGCUGAGCUAUUUCAUGUAGUCGUGUAGCAGCAGGUAAUCUAUUCUUGUAUAGGUUUGUUCUUCUACCGAAGCCUUUCCCUGAAAGCUUGAGGAGAUGCGAUCGCAAAUAGGCGUUUACUCCUUCCUGGGUUCUCAUGUAAAAAUAUGCGGUAUGUUUUGAUGCAGAUCGUCAGUGCCUUUUGGUGUCAUAAUUAAAUCACACAAUUAAUCCGUAGAGAAUCAAUUGAAGAGAUUAAUUAUUAUUAUUUUUUUUCUGUUUCUUUUAUAAUUCCUGGCACUUAAUUGCGGAGGCCUAGUAAUAGCAUAUGUAUAUACAAUGCAGCAGAAGCUGAGCUGUUGGUGAAUAAACACUGAAACCAGACUUUAGUUAUUAUAAAUUUUAUUUUUGAGACA